This is a messenger RNA of Chaetomium fimeti, 509 nucleotides long. RefSeq lists its product as uncharacterized. The transcript has a single exon. The record is from RefSeq and is a predicted model, not a curated record. NCBI's taxonomy places the organism in Eukaryota, Fungi, Ascomycota, Sordariomycetes, Sordariales, Chaetomiaceae. The coding region runs from base 195 to 470 and encodes 91 amino acids.
UGAUAAACUUAGACAAAGAGGCAACCGAACACGCGGGUUGACAAUGUCAUGAGGCAAAAUUGGCACAAUACUAAACGCGUCUCGAGCACGUGGGCUCGAGUGGCCAUUUUGCCCAACAGGCCGGUGGUUUACUAACUCCCCCUUCGUUCGUUGCUCGUUGAUGAACAAGAUCCAAUCCGACGCGUCGUCAGAAAAUGGAAUCCGAGCCGCAACCACAACAAACCGUGACGUUGACGGAACUGUUUCUCAGGACCGGUAUCCUGGCCCUCAAAGUCUUAAUUCCCAUGAUAUGGCUUCAGAGCAAGCUCUCGCCUAUCCAAUUUCUCAUUGGAGGCACGGUGUUGGUUCUUGUUGCAUUCCUCUUUGAUUUCUCGCCGACCCAAGACUCUGGUUCCCCGUCGUCAGUGCGCCCCAGCAAUCUCCGCUACCCGGGGAGAGUGGAGAGUCCAAGGACGAACGAGCCAGAUUGAGGAGGUGUGCGAUGGUAGCUUAAGCUCGGUCCGAUAGUG